AUGAAGGCAUCUAAUAUCAUUCAAGCCUCGAUGGCUUUGGCUUUUCAAGCGCAGACUUCCAUGACCGCGGCAGUGACUACUUCCGUAGCAGCCAAUGCUCUUCUAGUCGGAGGAUGCGCUGGAGUUGCUCCGGAAUAUCAAUUACAAUGUCACAAAGAUCAAUGCCCUCAACCAACAAAUGGACCACUCGGGUCCUCUUGUGCCUCUUAUCCUCCUGCAAAUCAGCUCGAAUGCUACAAGUCAAAAUGUCCCGAGCUAGCUACUCGAGUCACAACUAGUCAACCUGUUACUCAACAAACUUCGCCGCCUCUCAUUGGUGGAUGUCAUGGGGUGGCACCUCAAUAUCAACUACAGUGCUAUAAGGAAAAUUGUCACGAACCUGCUGGUCCUCCUGGAUCAUCAUGUGCUUCUUACCCACCAGAUUAUCAGCUAGCAUGUUACAAAUCAAAAUGCGAUCCAAAGCCUGAAACGACAACCACCGUUGAGAUAGCACUUCAAUCUCCCGUGGGUGCCAGUGCAGGAAGCGAUUGUGCUGGAGUAGCGCCAGAAUAUGAGUUAGAAUGCUUUUACCACAAUUGCCCUAUGCCUGGACCUCCAGGAUUCUCAUGCGCCUCAUUGCCUCCACAAUAUCAAAUUGAUUGUUACAAAAAGCGCUGCCAUGAAGUUUACACUCCUCUUGCAUCAGAACCGGCUCUACAAACGCCGAAUUCCGUUCCAGAAACUCCCAGCCCUGCUCAACAAACACCUAAUGCUGCUCAGCAGAGUCCUGGGUUAGAUAGAGGCUGUAUCAACGUAGCCCCCGAAAAUCAGCUCGAAUGUUACCGUAAUAAUUGUUUAAUGUCGGGUCCUAUCGGUUAUUCGUGCGGUACUUUACCACUGGACUAUCAACUACAAUGCUAUAAAGCACAUUGCGAUGGCCAUAACUCUCUUGGCGCCGAACUUCCUGUACUUCAAACUCUAGAGGGUGCAUGUGCAACCUCAGCCCCAGAAAAUCAGGAAGAAUGCUUCCAAAAAGAAUGUUUUAAAUUAUUCUGUGCUUCACUCCCAGUGCAGUAUCAACUUCAAUGUUAUAGACAACAUUGUAGCGUCCCGGAUAUAUCUGAGUUAAUCAACGGAUUUGGAAAUACUUUGGGUGGAAUAUUAGAUGGUUCUAGUGCGUCAGUAAUUUCGGAUGAUGAUGGUUCGAGUGCUUCUGGUAGCUCGGAUGAUGAUGGGGCCAAUGGUCAAGAUAGCAAGGGAAAAUCAUUUCCAGAUGUUUAA
Messenger RNA from Botrytis deweyae, 1260 nucleotides. RefSeq lists its product as uncharacterized. The transcript has a single exon. NCBI's taxonomy places the organism in Eukaryota, Fungi, Ascomycota, Leotiomycetes, Helotiales, Sclerotiniaceae. The coding region runs from base 1 to 1260 and encodes 419 amino acids. The record is from RefSeq and is a predicted model, not a curated record.